AUCAAAAAUAAGGCUGAUCGUCACACGAAUCCAUAUUCAAGAUCUUGCUCUACAACCUCUUGAUCGGGACGGGUUACCCCGCCUGAGCUUAUCCUUGAGUUCCUGGGGCUUUGAGGCUCCUAGGCACACCGCAGACAAGGCUGUGGGCUAUACCUACCAACCACAACCAACAACGCCCAUCAUAUGAGCACCGGCAGUGGGACGUUGGAUCUUCGAAUCAAACACCUGAAAUCUUCAUCGGCUCACAGUAGCUACCUUGCGUUUGGGGGAUACCCUCCAAGCUGGGCACUUGGGCAAAAUGCUGCAUUCAUGUUCGUCAUUGACUUACCCAUGAGCCUUCUUGCUGAUGGACAUUAAAUACUCCGUACAGUGGUUGUCACGCGUCCGGUCACGCAGCCAAAGAGCUGCCAUCAUCUCCGCCCGAUUGGCCAAGCCAGCAACCCGCAUCAAUAUUAUCGCAGACCGACGAAUCAGCCUGGUAGAGUGAGGCAGCAACAAGGCCCCCCCAGGCGUUACACCGAUCUUUCCACGGACGUCAUUCAUGAAAACUUCGUUUACUCCUGAAGGCUUCUGAAUUUACUUUCAAAUACAAACAUUGCGGAGAACUAUGAAGAAGGUAAUGAAUAUGAUGCAGAGAAAGGGACAGCGGUGUAGUCCACGAGUGGAAGAAGUUGAGGGUAGUAGGCCGAUUUCUACGUCCCCUACAACCCUUUGCUCAGCUUGCACCAGCCUCAUAUAUCCUCACCCUAUGGACCUUAGGGUGAAGCGAUAUGGGGCGUUUAGGUUAUGCCACCAUGAUCAGCUGUCCUUUCGAGACGCCGUGCAAAACGGCUGCGCGAUCUGCUGCAUUGUCAUGCAAGACGUCAGACUUCGUGGGCUCAGAAAGGGGAAACAAAAGUCAGGGGUAGAACCAGACUGCCACUUUCCUGACACUACAUCAUCUACAAUCACCAGUGGACCAGAAGAUAGGAUCAAACAUGGCAAGCACAUUUUCAUUGCUACAUACCGGAACGAGCAUGAAUACACCUUCACCAGCCUCACUUUGGUCCCAGAUUUUGAUAAUUUGCGGGCUCAUCACAUGCACCGAGAUAUAUCGCGGGACAAUGAUACAUCAACGGGGACAAGUCCAACCAUGCGCCUGGUCAUUCAUUGGCUUAGACAUUGUCAAACAUCUCAUAAGGAAUGCGCAUCAACACUGGAACCCUCGGGUCACAAUACAGCUAACCUUCCUUCGCGGCUUCUGGAUAUCGGACCCGAAGCGACUGGAAGCUUGAGACUCGUGUUAACCGGAGAGGACGGGGUGGACGCCCGAGCCCAGUACAUUACUCUGAGCUACAUGUGGGGGGUAAAGAUUCAGCGGGUCAUGCUUUUAUCUUCAACCUUAGACUCCUUCCGCCAGGGACUGCCGAUCAGUGAGCUUCCUCGAACAUUUCAGGAUCUGAUUGUGCUUGCCCGGGCAUUCGGCGUUCGUUACAUGUGGAUCGAUGCCCUCUGCAUCAUCCAGGACUCUACUGAAGACUGGGAGCACGAAGGCGCCGCCAUGUGGAAGGUUUACGCGAAUUCGCUUUGCACAAUUGCAGCUACCGCCUCUACAAGUCCAGAAGAUGGCUUGUUUCGGAAGAAAGACCCCGUACCAUUCACUCGACAGAUCAAGGCUCCUAGCGGACAUCCAUGUCGCGACAAUCAUGAUUACCAUGUUCUCAAUCCAGGCUUCGCAGAAAGGUGUAUUUCCAGUGGGCCAUUACAGUCAAGAGGCUGGGCAUUCCAGGAGCGAAUCAUGUCGCCACGGGUUCUUCAUUUUACAGACAGCCAGAUGCUGUGGGAAUGUCGCAAAGAGACCCAGUGCGAAGCAGCUCCUUUCUAUACGACUCUUCUAUCCCAGAAGAGCACAAAAGGGUCAAUCCAACAUCAAGGAAUGAGGAACAGACUGGAAGUGACUGCGGACCACGACGCGGAAUCGUCUGCCUCCUUAUCUUCGUCGACACCUGCGAGAAACCAUGUUGGGAAAGAAUAUGAUGUGUUUCUGGAUGGUUGGAAAUCAGUUGUCGCGAUCUACUCAAACUGUAGCUUGACCUAUGACGAGGACAAGCUACCUGCUUUGGCGGGCCUAGCCAAGGCAUUUCUACGAGACAAACCAACUCGCACGUAUCUUGCAGGCAUGUGGAGAGAGAAUCUUGAAGGGCAGUUAGGCUGGAAGACUCUCCACUCCUUACCGCGCACCUUCGUGGUCAUGGGCAUCGUGACCAGUGCUAUUGAACCGUCCUUAUAUUAUAAGCUGGAGAAGCUCGGCCACUGUUUCCAUACCAUCCCGAGGAUUGAAAGCGUCAGCUGUGUAACUAAAGGACCACAGUAUUUCGGAAGGGUCUUGAGAGCACACCUUGAGGUCUCCGGUUACCUGGUUUUCCCAAUUGUUCAUAGUAUUGACGGUGAAAAGGAACUCCAGACCUGCCAGUUGCGGAUUGAACACACGUUUGUGUCUGCGUGCCUGUGCUGGGAUACUGUGGAUGUCCGUGCUAGUGUCAGGUUCACAAUUACAUGUCUACCCCUUGGUAUAGAGUAUGAUACUCGUACUCCUACUUGUAUUAUAUUGGAGCAGGUUGGGGGGAAUUCACCCAUCAAGUAUCAGCGAGUUGGUUUAUUGAAGGUUACUUUCGGUCAUGAUCGCAGUGACCAGCUUUGGAGGUUCGGAAUAGAAAAGCGGAUAAAAGAAAAUCGGUCUGUUGCCAAGUAUAACAAGGAGUUUUCUGUCAUACGUAUUGUAUGA
Molecule: messenger RNA, 2764 nt
Organism: Podospora pseudopauciseta
Lineage: Eukaryota; Fungi; Ascomycota; Sordariomycetes; Sordariales; Podosporaceae
Exons: 3
Coding region: 608-2764 (718 amino acids)
Source: RefSeq, a predicted model, not a curated record